This is a messenger RNA of Leishmania braziliensis MHOM/BR/75/M2904, 1569 nucleotides long. RefSeq lists its product as hypothetical. The record is from RefSeq and is a predicted model, not a curated record. The transcript has a single exon. Lineage: Eukaryota; Euglenozoa; Kinetoplastea; Trypanosomatida; Trypanosomatidae. Gene Ontology annotation, molecular function: catalytic activity. Bases 1 to 1569 code for a protein of 522 amino acids.
AUGCCCCUUUUCAAUAACGACAAUGAUGAGAAGGCGCUCAAGGUCAUGAAGGCAGGGGACAUCCUGCAUUACGACUACCGCCCCGCUGAUCAGCAGAGCGGCAGUGGGGCCAAGCUGAGCGACACGUUCCGCGUGGUGCAGUGGAACAUUGAGCGCGGCACCAAGCUAGAGGCCAUUAUUGCCGACUUGAAGGCUCUUCACGCUGAUUUCAUUGUGCUGCAGGAACUUGACAUCAACUGCCGCCGCUCCAACUAUGUAAACGUGCCAAAAGAAAUUGCCAAGGCUCUAAAAGCCGAGCUGUACUUCGCGUGCGAGUUCGAGGAGCUGGACUCAGCCCUACGGACCCCUAUAAACGCCGUCGGGCCACGGUCGCAGCCGGUGCUGGAGACGGAGGCUUCACCGAACUCUGGGAGAAGCGACGGCAGCACCCUCAAGUCGUCCAAGAGGCAUCACUUCCACGGUAACGCGAUCCUUAGUCGCCAUGUCACGCUGCGCGAGCCGACCGUGGUUCCGCACACCAACCCCAUCAUGUGGGACGAGGCAGGUCAUCGGUACAACGAGCCGCGCCGAGGGUUUCGCAGUGCGCUGCGUGUCCGCGUUGACGCAGCAGACCGCACCUCUGCCCAGAUGGCGCCGUUGUACAUCUACUGCUGUCAUUUUGAGGUAUUUGGCGGAUGCCUCGCGCGUGUGCGACAGCUGGCGGACUGCAUGGCCGACAUGCAGCGUAUCAGACACGUGUCGACGGUGGUGAACGGCACGAAUUCGCGGCAUCCAGUCUUCCUCCUUGGUGGGGACUUGAACACCUUUGCGCACGGUAUUGUGCGCCUUAGUUGGCACUACGGAACAGGUCGACUCCGGUGGCUCAGCUUCGGUGAGUGCGAGGCGUGCUGGCUGCAACGGAAGGUGCUGGGGCGCAACAUGCAGUUCCUGGAGGCCGGUUGCUGCCCUCUGUCGUACCGUUUCCUGGCGUACGCUGUCUCGUGGGCGCGUCAGCUCUUGUGCAACAACUCGCUGGUGUGGCACUACGUUUACGGCUUCACCAAAGCGGAACAGCAGCGCAUGGCUAAUGCGGACUUGUGCCUCUACGACCCCUCGGACAAGGCCACUUCCAUCACGCUUGACAAUGCAGCCUACCACGGCUUCGUGCGUGGGAAGCUCGAUUGGAUGCUGUUGAGCAAUCUGCAGCCGCGCCCAUUCCGCACCGCCCGAGACGGGGCUGAGCCGAUCGAUCUGGCUGUCCUAGAGAAGAACGGCAGCAUCCUCACCACCUCGUACACCGCUCGCUACCUCCACUCCAUCCAGGACAGCUCACAAGAUGACGAGGCGGCAGCAAAGUCCGUGCCGGCGGACGGCUACCUCCUCUUCAACGAAAACUACACUGCCAGCGAUCACCGCGGGCUUGUCAUGACAGUUCAGCAAAACAACGGGCGGCCACAGGAUGUCUACCCGUCAAACGGCGCCCCGUACACAACCAGUCGAGCAGCACUAGCCUUCUUCACUCUGACACGUGCGCUGCCCGUCGCGGCAGUCGCGCUGGGGCUCUAUCACAAGUACAAGACGUCGCGCUGA